AUGGAGGAGCGGAUCGAGCGCCUCAUGAACGAAUCCGCUGCUGCUUCCUCCUCCAACUCCGACGAGGCAUCCCUCGACCUCCUCAGGUCAGGAACUGAAAAUUGUAAUUUGGUCACCUUUUGGACGUAUGAUGAUUCUGUGUUAAUUAAAACUGCUGAUAUUGGUCAGAUGAUUAUGGUAAGAGGAGAAAAUGAUCCUGCUCCAGAAGGAGUUGAGUACAAGCAUGGGCUUACUCCUCCAAUGAGGGAUGCAUGCAGGCAGAACGCUGAUCUUUCUUACACAAUGUUGCAGGCAGAGUUGGUUAAUCAAGUUGAGAAGCAUCUCAUCAAUAUUAUGCACGGAGUAUCUAAUGCCAAUGUAAUCGGAGGCGAGGAAGGCAGUGAUCGUAAGAAAGCUGCAGUGGCUCGUGCAACCAAGCUUGAUGUUCCAGAGCCUGCUGCAAUUGGCGAGGAAGCUGAACCUGAGAGGAGCGACUCGGAUAGUCGGAUGAGUCCGUGGACCUAG
Phragmites australis (common reed) is the source of this 504-nucleotide messenger RNA. RefSeq names its product transcription initiation factor TFIID subunit 7-like. The coding region runs from base 1 to 504 and encodes 167 amino acids. Gene Ontology annotation, molecular function: RNA polymerase II general transcription initiation factor activity. The record is from RefSeq and is a predicted model, not a curated record. Gene Ontology annotation, biological process: transcription initiation at RNA polymerase II promoter; RNA polymerase II preinitiation complex assembly. The transcript has 5 exons. Gene Ontology annotation, cellular component: transcription factor TFIID complex. NCBI's taxonomy places the organism in Eukaryota, Viridiplantae, Streptophyta, Magnoliopsida, Poales, Poaceae.